Molecule: messenger RNA, 1113 nt
Organism: Arctia plantaginis
Lineage: Eukaryota; Metazoa; Arthropoda; Insecta; Lepidoptera; Erebidae
Source: the annotation of a GenBank genome assembly
AUGGGUGAUUGUUGGUAUGAAACCUAUGAGGUACCAAAGAGCAAAGCAUACAGAGUGUGGCAAUUAGUCUCCAACAUGUAUGUCUUCAUAGUCCUACUCAACGAAAUUCUUGCCCAUUGCCGAUCUGAUCUCAAUGAAAAAGAAAAAACUGAUCUAUUUCAAUUCAGUAUUGCUCAUCCUCUAGUUUCUCUCAAGAUCGUAACCUUGUACUAUAAGAAAGAUAAAUUCGCUGUCGUGAUGAAGCGUCUUCUGGAAGGGACAAGAUCCACCUUCCACUCCAUUGAGUUAGAACGAGCAUCUGUGAAGCAGUCUACCAGAUAUUUUUUGAUGUUGAUAAUAUCUGUGUAUAUUACGUUGGUUUCCACUUUUAUUGAUGGUGUCAGAGCUCAUAUUAAAGACGCAAUACCUAUCCGAACAGAAGUGGUUCUUUAUCCCACUCCAGCCGAUACAGGUAUUUUUGUGAACAUACUUCGUUCAUUAAUAGAAAUUCAUUGGUACCAUAUGAUGGCCAUGAUGCUAUCCAUUGACGGCUUUGUGAUCUGUUCCCUCGUCAUAGUCAGGUUCAAGUUUAAAGCUUUGAAACUGUACUGCCAAGAAAUGAGGACUAAGGUAUUAAAGAACGUGGAGAAUAAGUCACGAAUGGAUUUGGAGAAGAGUUUUAAAAAUGAUUUCGUGACUGUGAUCAAGAUGCAUGAAGAUGCGUUGUGGUGUGCACGUAAUGUGCAAGAUUCUAUGGGAACUAUAUACAGCAUCCAGGUAUUGGAAAGUGUAGCACUUCUAGUCAUGUGUCUUGUCAAAUUGGUUGAUGCUGAACGCAAUCUAUUCUACCUGUUAGCUACCUUGGCCUAUGUAGCAUGUCUUUUGGUAAUCACUGGAUCAUAUAUGAUGGCUGGUGGUGAUAUAACACAUGAGGCAGAAAUGGUGCAGACGUCUUUAUACAGUUGCGGUUGGGAGCUUAUUCGUGCUCGCUCCGACUUCAGGGUAUUGGCUGUGGUGGCUCUGCAGCGAAGCCAGGUGCCCGUUCAUAUGACUGCUUUCGGAAUGAUGGUACUAUCUUACGCUAACUUCAUAUCUGAAAGUUCAAUGCGCGAUAAAAAUCUUACAAAGAAGUAG